CGCUAGGUCAGCUGCGAGUUCCCUCGCCGCUUUCGCUUCUUGGUGUUUUCUGCCUGCUCGCGUGCGUCUGUGUUGCGUGCGUGUGUCGUGCGUGAUCGGCAGCCCGAAAAUGCGGCGUCGGACAACGGCCCGAGAAUAGCCGCCGCCGCGACAGCAGCGUUCACCAUUCGGCCGUGUCCGCCUAGCAAGCCUCGGCCGAGCGACGGCGGCCGCCUGUGGCACAGUGCAGCGCGCGAUACGGCGACCGUAGCAAUGCCGCCACCUCGGCCUCGCGGGAGCAUCGCCGGUGUCGCCCGGCGGCGAUCGGCGCCUCCGCCGAACCUCCCGUGGCUCCUCGCCUGCGUGCGUCGUCGCCUACGAUGCGAGCUCGACGAGCAGCUGCAGCAGCGGCGACUCCGCGCGUGAACGCGAUGGGGAGCGAGCGUUAGGCCUAAGGAGUCGCGCGCGCGCUCACCCAACCUCGGCGGGGCGCUCCACCGCGAAACCAACGAAAACGGCGGCGUCGCCCGACUCCGUGCGUGCUUCCUGCGCGAGUGCGAAGACGGUGGCAACCGACUAGGCCUAACGCGCGUCGUCGGAAGUCCGCCGGCGCGCUCUCUCCGCGUCCGUGCCGGGGAGAGCCAGCGCAGGUGCGGCGGCCUCGAUCGGCUCCUUUCCGGCGAUCCCCUCCCUCCCGUCGGUGUUAUUGUGCGUCCGCGCGCGCUCCUGCUGCUGCCGCCGGCUCGUAGCAAGAACAGCGCGGGCAGCGCAGGGCUCUCGUUGUACUACACUUGAGGAGCGGUGCCAGGUUGGGACGACGACCCUGAGUGUGUGUGUGCUGGAUCGGCGGCCGCAGGCGUCGCGCUGGUGGCUGGCGCGCGGCCCGCGAGCUUGCUGGUCCCGUUGGAAUGGUGGCCGCCUCACCACGGCACCGAGGCUAGAGCACAGUGGCCGCACCGUGGCACCGCGCGAGCGCCUGGCCAUGGCGUACCGCCGCAAGACGGACACUGGAGGAGGCGGCGGCGGCAACAGCCAAGCCAGCGGGUCGGCCUCCUCGGCCGCCGCGACCGGCAACGAGGAGAACCCAAACCAGAUCGUCUGCCGUAAGAUGGAGCACAUCGUGGAGCGCAUGCAGAACGAACAGACCGGUGUGCCCGUGCGGACGGUCAAGAGCUUCAUGUCCAAGAUACCCAGCGUGUUCACCGGAGCUGAUCUGAUUGCGUGGAUGAUGAAGAACCUUGACGUCGACGACCAGACGGAAGCUCUACACCUGGCACACCUCAUGGCCUCGCAUGGCUACUUCUUCCCCAUCGAUGACCACGUGCUCACCGUUAAGGCAGACGGCACCUUUUAUCGCUUCCAGACGCCUUACUUCUGGCCCUCAAAUUGCUGGGAACCUGAAAAUACUGACUACGCCGUGUACCUGUGCAAGAGAACAAUGCAGAACAAGGCCCGCCUGGAACUGGCUGACUAUGAGGCUGAGAACCUGGCCCGGCUUCAGAAGAUGUUCUCACGCAAGUGGGAGUUCAUCUUCAUGCAGGCUGAGGCCCAGGCCAAGGUUGACAAGAAAAGGGACAAGUUAGAAAGGAAAGUCCUCGACAGCCAAGAGAGGGCUUUUUGGGAUGUACAUAGGCCAGUGCCGGGCUGUGUAAAUACUACGGAAAUCGACAUUAAGAAGGCCUGCCGCAUGAACAAACCAAUCAAAAGCGCAAAGCACUUGCAGUGCGCAGUACCUGGCGGACGCAUCAGUCCCAGCGUGUCGGAAGGCGAGAUUAACACACCGCUAGACGUUCUCAAAAAGGAGGUGGAAACGCUCAAAGCGAGGCUCGAUGGUGGCAAUGUCAAGAUCACCGCAGCUCUUGAAACGUACAAAUCGUAUUACGAAAAGCACGCAGAGUACGAUGGCUUCUGUAUGCCGCUUGAGCCUUCCAACCCCUGGAUCUCGGACAGCACUGAGUUCUGGGAAGUGGAAAAGCAGACAACCAAUGUGCCACCGCGUCGGGUGCGUCGCUGGAAGAACUCCCUGCAGGAGCUGCUCCGGGACCCUGCGGGUCGGGAGCACUUCAUCCAGUUUCUCGAGAAAGAGUUUAGCCUCGAGAACCUUAGGUUCUGGGAGGCUGUGCAAGAACUGAAGCAAAUUCAUCUGAAAGAUGUCCCCAUCAAAGUACAAGAGAUAUGGAACGAGUACCUGGCUCCUGAUGCCAACUGUCCCAUCAACAUCGACUCGAGAAGCUACGAGAUCACCAAGGUCAACAUGCAGAAUCCCGACCGGUGGACGUUCGACGAAGCUGCCUGGCACGUCUACUUCGUGAUGAGGAACGACAGCUAUAGACGAUACACCAAUUCUGCCAUGUACAUGGAUUACGCUAACGGCACUAAGAAGAAGACCUCCGUGAAGGGGCUCCGCUCUGUGAUAUCGUUCACGGCCAAGAAGGACCCGGGUCCAUCCUCCUCCUAGCUUGCCCGCCGCCAUGGCUGCCUUGCGCAUGCCAAAGUAGACUGUUCAUACCCAAGCUGCCCAGUCUUAGUAUAGGAUCGUGAGAGGAAAAACGAGCCAAUGCCCCUUGUCUGCUUGCUCCGCGCCGUUCUGCUCCCGACGAACAACCGCCACCAGCCAACAACAAAAACCACCACAAGUUAGACCCCCAACUGCUGUAAGGUCAGGCCGUCAACGACACUGUGUGCGGAGACAUGCCAUCAGCAACGGCCAUGAUGAACCGAACUCUUCUUGUUCUUCUUCUUCUUCUUCUUGCCACCAAUACCACUUCGAAGAAGAAACCAAAUGGGUCUGCCACAGUCCCCUUCUUCGUAGUGGGUGGUGGCCCCACGUCGCCAGCAAAGAAGGACUCUCGAAACCGUAAACGCCGUCGGACAGGAGAAGGCUGUUGACCAGUCAUCCAGUGUGCCACGCUUCCGGACGCAUUGACCACAAAGCAACGGUGUUGCACGCCGAGGGUGUCCAUUGUGCGGGACGUUGCUUUUCGUUUGCGUUCCCUCGGGAAAGGUGAAGCCACGAUUGCUCCUUGAUUCUCCUUAUCGACGUCUCUGUCCCUCUCUCUUGUGUAGUUUUCUACUGCUGCUCCGUGUUCUGAGUUUCCCCUGUGCGCGUCCGCGAUGCGGACGGUGACAAAGUGUUGCCAGAGGAGCCUGCAAGCGUUACCUGCAAUAUGUGUGAUAGGUUUGAUGGGCAGGCAUUCCAUUCAAUGGCCACAACUCGCGAGGCAUGCAUUGUGCAAAAGUCAUUCCCCAUGGAUAGCCUCAUCUGUGCAUACAAUGCAAAUGUCAUCACUGUUGGAUUGCUGUCCGCUUAAAAGCAAGUACAGUCGGCUUGGGGUAAUACAAACUCAGAUAACCCAAAAUUCUAGUUUGUUCAAAGAAAAAUAAUGAUUUUGUUUGGCCUACUAUGUUUUCAAUGCAAAUUAAGCUUCUUUCAUUAUUAAUAUUUAUUUUUAAUUCUGGCAGCUCAAACUUUCAAGCUUCCCAGAGCAACAGAGCAGUGUGGUCAUAGACAGCCGACAAGAGGGUAUUCAUAAUGCAUCAAUAACGAAAACAUGCUCAUGUUUGAUGUUCAGGCUCUUGUGUAUGGUAACAGACUUCACUACGAGGUGGCUCCACUUACACAGUUGCUUCCCUGCAGCUCUGAUGUACGGAAUGUGCAUUUGUGGGGACUGCCUCCUUUUUGUCUUCUUUUUCAGUGUAAUCUAUUAAAGGGGCUCUGAAACAGUUUUCUAACUAAUCGUAGAAUGGCUCCACUAUUAAGGGAUGAAUCUUUUGCCGAUUACUUCAUGAAUCUCCUGCCACAAACAUUUUUCAAAUCCUACAAGUAUAAGCGGGGUUGGAUGUAGUUAUUGCACCAAUGUGCGGAUUCUCCCUUCUUUCGUCUCCACUAGUGUGCUGGAAGCUACACAGAGGAGAUCCGGCAAGCGGGCAAGCCCCGCCCAAAAUUUGGACGUCUUCAUUUAGCUUUUGUUUUCUUCCUCUUUUCGAUACUGCUUCCAAGUCAAGCAUGCGUGUCACUCUCUCGACACGUGAUAGGUGCUUUGGCACCCAAAUCUACUUUGCCUGCAAAUACCAAUCAGCAUGUGCAGUUGUCUCAUCGUCUCGCCAAUGAAAAGGCUCGUUACGGCACCCUAUGGUGGCCAUGGCAUCUACACUACGUGGCACGUCGGUCUGAUCUCUGAGGCCACACACAGCAAACGCAGCUAUGCACAUUUGUUGUGGGUAGAUCUGAAGUGCAAAGAUGAAGUGCUUGCUUUGUCUUUUUGAGAUUAUAGACAUACAUAUUUUCACGUAUUUAACUCAAAAUCAGCAAUAAUAGUAUUGCUGAGAAGGUACUCGUGAUCAUGAAACCCACUAAUAUCGGUUGGUUGGCAGCUGGGCUGCUUGCGACGUUGCUGCUGACAACAUUGUGAAGGAGAGAGCAAGCAAUGUUUUACUGUUCUUCACACAAGGCUGUCAAUUCCCUGCUGCAUGCAGCGAAAUAAUAUUUAGCUCACAUGUCCACAGGAGCCUCGCCUACUGAUUGGAAAUGUUUUCUUGCUACAUUCAAAAAGUCUUUCAGGACCCCUUUAAUGUCUGCACAUGAUUUCAUUUAGGAGGCAUAAAAUUGCAUUUUUGUGCUUACACGUUCAUAUCAGAGCUCCAUAUUUGGAACAUCUUUUAAUUCAACUUAAAAUUAUUCUGACUUUCAAUAACUCCAACAAAAAUGGAUAGUUCUUUUGGGUUUGAAUUAGCAAAAGUCGACUGUAUUGCUUCGACAUCCGCGAGCACACUAGCGGAUGCAAUUUCGGCAAGGGUCACAGUUGUAAUGGAGAAACUUGGAGUAUUCAUGCUGUGAUCUUCCACCCUCAUGGACAGGUUGUUUCAGGGGUGGCAUUUACAAGUUGUCAACUCAUGCAGAAAACGUCCGUCGCACUGCGUGCACGCUGUACCGGCGUGUGUCGAUCACCUGAACGGCACCUGUGCAGCUCACUCUCAAGUGCGACACAACUCAACGAGGAGAACAAGUGUGACAACUCAAGUGGGAUGUGUUUGUUAAUGUGCUAGGAACCGAAGUGCUGUAAUAGUUAGUAUCCAAUCUGCAGUUGUUGAAAGCUUCCAGAUACCUUAAGCUUACGUUGCACCAAUAAAGACUCGAGUAGCUGACUCCACUGCUAAAUCGACGGACAGCAGUAUAAAAGGAGCACCACCGCAGCUCCUUCUCAUUGUAACUGCCCGUAAACAUGCAUCUUAGCAGACUUCUUGAAUCAAUAUCAACACCUAGAAUUCAGUCAGACGAGAGCACGUCAUACUGCACUGUGGCUUCUGGUACGCUGCCCUUUAUUUAGUGCGUAGCAUGAACAUUGAAUUAGCGUGGGCCUGUUUUUACCACUUAGGAUGUCACUGGGACAUAAGCCAAUCAAAAUAUCUCGGAACACAGGAAGUUAUCAUUACAGCGUGCAACAUCACCUAUUGGACAUCUCCCCCCAAAAAAGGCUGUUUCGUACAACCAUUUAUGGUGGACGGGUGCAGUGCAACAGUCCACUCCAAUUUUAAUCAUUCUGUGCAUUUCGUUUUGUGCACUAGCCAGAAAGCCCCAGUCUAACGAGAUCAAAUGGUUUCGUGUUGUUAACCUAAUAGGUCCUCCUUGGUUACACUUGGCUUUAGUUUUUGGUUUUCUGUGCAGACUAACUGGAUCCGUUGAUUCUCUUCAGUGUAGUUAAAUACGGAAUAUAUUUGAAAUGGAAUGCAUGCUCUACGAGCUAUGCAGGCCCAGAAGUUGUUGAAUGUUGUUGUCGACCAUCUCUACCAGUGUAUCUUGGCACUUCCUUUGAAAUUGAAUUUGAAAUGUACUAUGUUCUUGCUCAGUGAUUGGUUUGCUAGGCCAUCUGCCAUUGGAAGAGACUCAUGGCAUGGUUGUAAGAGAGGUAAAUUGUGUUGAGUAAAGUAGUUUGGACAGCAUUGAGUUGCAUAGUUAGCUGCACUGCGGACUUCAAGGUUUGCUGUUCGGUGACAGAACCGAUUCCUUUCAUCCAUGCAGGCCCCCCCCGCUUCCCGCUCCUUAAAAAGAAACCCGAGGCACCAUUUAUACGAGAGGUCGUGCCUUGAAACUUGUCCCCACACUAAGAUAAUUUUUGUGCAACUGCUUUUUAUUAUAUCAUGAUUAGAUCAGAUCUAGGAAGCAGCUGUUUAUCACAUUUUUGUCCUGCUAUCAGAACUUUUGUUUGCCACCAUUACAUCCAAAAAAAGGAUUUUCCUGCAUUUUACUCUAUUUGAGCCAUCUUCAUGCAGAAAAUUUUGCUUUGAAUUAUCUGUCCAGAUCCUUGUUUACAUUCAGCCAUAGUGCAUGCUUGCCAACUUUUACUAUAUUAUCAAAAAAUUUCAGGUUCUUAUAGCUUGAUUAUGAUUGUUGUAUUGGCAGCAAUAAUUUACCAACUUUCUUGUUUGUGCCUAGCUUAGGGCAAAACUUAUUCCGAAAGAAUACAAAUACAAUCGCUGAACGAUUAUUUAUAGCCUGGUUUUUAGGAGCCACCGGUGGUACAGACCUAACCGUGCAAUAGUGACAGAACUAUCAUAUAUUGGCAACCAAAAUUUUGGCCACCAUUAUGCAGAUUCUUCAUGAAUACAUUUAAUAAAUGUUUUUCACGCAUAUCUGGCUGUGAAUAUAUAAAGAAGCAUGUCUAUUGUCAGCAUCCCUUCUAUUGUCAGCAUCCCUACAGAGCAAAGCCUGUAAAUCUUCGAUGAACAGUCAACAUCUCUAGUAGCAUAAGCAUUUUUCUUUACCUAAUUUUAUUGUUUCUUGGCUACAGCUGUAGUAUUCUUUAUGUUCAUAGGUUGACAGGUCUGGCAGUACAUUUUUUUGUUGACAAUCACAUAGCUCCCAGCGGGCACUGUCAGAAUCUGAAGUCAUGCAAGUCUGAUGCUAGAAUGUCAAGGCAGCAUUGCUACUUGCCCUUACUUCUUUCUCGGUGUCAUCAGUCUGCUCAUGGUGAGGCAUGUGGUAUUCCACAGUCAUAUUUUUAGUGACCUAGCUCACAAAAUGGUUUUUGCAAUACAAGACACGGACAAAAAAGGGAGGGGGGAGUACAGGACACGUCUUCUAGCGCAAAAACCAUUUCGCAACACAUAACCAACUUGCCCAAACCAUCAAUUUGACUGAUCCAGCCUAAACUUAAUCUUUUGUGACUCCAUAAACAAAAACAAAAAAAAACCGCCAGAGCUUACAAAUCAAGUGGCGGCAAAGCCGCAUCAGACUAGGACUCUUUCUUAAUUUUAUUUAAUAAAAACACACGAGGAAAGUAUGGAUACUUCUGCAGUGCUUUGAAGUUGACAGCAAGCAUAGUCCCAAAAAAGUGUUGCAGUGAAAAUUUGUCAAUUUAUUGAAAUUGUGCACAAAUCAAGGAAACAGGUGAAACCAAUAUUAACUGUCUUGAAUUAGGCUGUCUGGAUCUGUUCUGUCAUCUGCUCCUAUAGUUAUCCUGUUUAAAUGGUCUUCAUAGAAGAAACAAAUAAGAAGCUACAACUUACAAAUCUGCAAAUACUCUGGGCAUGUCUGUGAAGAGGCUGGGUGUGUCUCAGCUUACAGUUGAAGCGCAAUUAAUUUGCUCACCAAAUAAUAUACACAAAAUUGGAAAUGGAGCAGGCUGAAUAAAGCGCAGCAAGUUUUGACUAGAAGCUGAUCUUUUAAGCUGUGUGCUAAAUGAACUAGACAGAAACAACGAACAUUGCAAUCUUGUUACAUUUAUAUACCUUAAUGUUCCCACGGUGCCUUGAACUGGGGACUGAAAAUUCUCUAGCAAGCCGCUCACGGGAUGCCUCCCGAGAGGAACAGUGACAUGUUGCUCCUCAAUUGAACAUGUGUCAAUGUGUACAUGUACAGUCAACAGCAAAAGUUUAUGGGAUGUGGUUUCCUCUUCAAAUGUGAAUUCCUGUACUGUUAAGGCACGACACUUCGUAUUUAAUGAAUCGCUGUGCAGGUGGCAAAGGCUACUACAUGCUGGAACAUUUAAUUCGAGGCUGUGUGACCACGCUUCGCGAGAAUUCAGGUUCUUGGCAGAUCCUGCGUCCCGUAAACUUUUGCGGUUGACUGUAUUUGGCUGCAUGGUGCAUCUUGGCGUUGAAUCUAAUGAUGUACCACAUUGAUUUUACCGGGCCCUAUCAAGUUGCAUCACUACCCAGCAGGCGGUAGUGCGACUACAAUAAAGCGCAAUCAUGUUAGCGUGAACUCAGUAAAUCAUGUCUUUUCUCCCCCCUUUUUUUUCUUGGUAUUUGGCCGUGUAUGGCAGAAAGCUGCAAUAAUGAGGUAGCUUGCCAAUGCUAAUGAGUUGGAUUCUGGUCCUCAGAUAGCAAGCUAAUUUGACACCAUGCUUGUGGGCAAGCUUUGUCUGCUGUUUCAUGCACAGGCUCAUAAAUGGGGGGCCAAUCAUCCUUGUGUAGCGACUACCCAAGGGGUUUUUCGAAUCGCCACCGGGUUAACGGCAAGCUUAUUUAGGUUUAAUAUUGCUACUGCGAAGCAGCUUGUUAGACUUGUUGACCGACAGGCUCUUUCCUUUCUCCAGGGCACACCGUGAUCAUCACGCACAUCUCCCUAGCCCAUUGUGUUUGGUCACACCCUUCCGCCCGUGUUUUGUGAAGAAAAAAAAAAAAAAAGAACUCGUACUUCUCACAGCGCGCCCCCAAGUUGUUGCAGCACGUUCUAGCUUUCUUGUGUGCACAGUUUCGUCCCGUGGUGAUGUGGAACCUCUGGUGACAACCGUGAGUUGGCGCAGCGACUGCGAACUUGUUCACUUCGCUGUGACGUAGCAGAGAUUUCUUGCUGUCUGCAGUCCUCGUGACAUCCAGGUGAUAAUGCGCAUACUCACAUAUGAUGCACUGGAGCAGUUUUUUUUUUUUUCUCCUUCCUUUGGCUUGGCUUCUUACUUCUUCCGACAUAGUGAUGAAGAGCAGUUCAUGUGAGACAAAGAAAAAAAAAAAUCUGAUGCAGAAGUAUGUUUUAGGACUAGCAUAAUCCUGUACAUAGAACGACGCGUGCAUAUCAGUAGCUGACACGACAUGAGGAACCCGGAAAAUAGAAUUUACCCACUGCAAGCCGUUUUUGAGCAUCAGCUGCGAGCAGGGUGGCCAAACACAUCUUAUUGGUGUGAGGAGACGAAAAAAGGGUGGACGCCAGGAGGUUUAAAAAAAAGAAAGCAUCUCUGAAAGCAGGCAUUGUACCCAAUCUUUUUCUUUUGUUUGUGUGUGUUAGCACUGUGUCAGUCUCCUGGCCCAGUAUUCUGUUUACAUGCACAGUCAACACAGUUUUACUACGUUCAUGCUUUUACUACACUAUAAUGUGUGAAACGAAAAUACUAACCAAUAUAGUAUAUUAGUUAGCGACCGAUAUAAGUAUGUUGGUAAAUUAAGCAGUAUAGCAUGUUGAUUAGUUACAAACAUACCAUGUUGGUAUGCUAAACGACAGUAUAUUGGUUAGUGACCAGCAUACUAUGUUGUCAUUCUAACCGAUGUACUAUAUUGGUUAUAGUAAUCGACUAGUAAGAAACGUACCAUUGGUUUAAACAGUAUAUUUAGUCUGGCUGUGUUUACAAGAACUAGCUCAUACUGUGUGCUAGCUUGCCUGUGCUUGAACUGGCUUUUGUUAAGUUUAGUCUUGUGUUGCAAAGAACCACAUUUUGCUUAAUUGAGUUCAUCUUUUAUCGCUAGGGCUCGAACUUGGCGUUCGCUAUGUCGAUACUACAGCUUGCCUGUGAUGCGUCUAGUCAUUUACUUGAGCACCAAGAACUCCAGCAAGUUACUGUGAAACUGCAGUUUGGUACUUUCCUUUUUUUUGUUGUUCAGGAGGCCAGAUAUAUUUACAGGUUUUGUUUAGAUGUUAAGUACUCCGGAAACAUAUUUAUAACUGCUAUCCACUCAUUUUUAUAAGUUCUCUCUGCUAUGCCUUGGCAGGUAUUUUGUUCCCGCUACAUGAUCAGUUGUCUUGGCUGUAUAAAGUUGUGACCUUAAUCUUACACGAAGUCACAGCCUGAUCUGUUUUGACAGUUAUUCAUGAUUUCAUGUUUGUAGAUGCGUACGAGUGUGCAGGACCAAUAAAUUGGAAGUGUUAUGUUUUUGCACAUUUAUUGCUAUUUUUUCUCGUUUUAUAGAAAAGUUGAAUAGUCCCCUUUGGCUCCAGGAAUGAGCUCGAUCAUGGUCUCAAGUUUCGAAUGAAGGGACAGAAAAACACUGUCUAGUCGGAGAUGGGAUCUGAACAUAGACGGCAGACAGGCCAAAAUGAACGAGGUGUUUGUUUUACUGCUGCACUGCCUAUAAAUAUGAACUUAAGCCGACCUCCUUUAAUUAAACAUUCCACUUUGUUUCACUGUUCUAACAUAUUCAUUGUGCAUUGGAUGUACUCUUUCUCAGUGAUGCUUGAUUUUUCGCAAAUUUUCCGCACUGGUAUCAAGCCACGAUGUGGUUGUGUCUUUAUUUUGUAUAUUGACGUUGAUUGAAAUCACUUUCGUCACGCGUCUAAAUUGUGCGUUGUCUCCUAGUUUCUGAUCAGUGUGCAUGUGUACGCUUUCCACGAACUUAAGAAAUGCAAUACUUGACGCUACAUACUGUUUUGUCAGCACAUGGUACUCGGCAGAAUGCGUGCACCAAUUCCAUUUGCAUUGCAGUUUCAAUGACCGAGUGUUUGUUAUGCGCAGUGAUAAAAUUGUGGCUGAUGAAUGUUACAAUCUGUCUUGAACUGAAAUUGUUUUGCCUGGUGAUACAUGAAAAAGGUUAGAUUGGCCACUUUCAUUAAUUUUAUUUCGUUUCACAUCUUUGCUUUCUAAGCUUGGCACCCUUAUAGUUAACGUAUAUACAUAAAUGUACAUACAUUAAAAAACACAUAUAUGCAUACCUAAAAAACCAUAGUUUACCAGGCCUUAGCAGAAAAGGGAGAAGAAAUAUAUAUGUAAUUAAGAGGAAGUGUUUGUAAACUGCCUUUUGACUGCGUAUGUGUUCUUGAUUUCCUAUGAGAACAGACUAGUGUGUAACAUACGUGUUAAUUAAAACAAGUUUGUUAAAUCUA
Molecule: messenger RNA, 11008 nt
Organism: Dermacentor albipictus
Lineage: Eukaryota; Metazoa; Arthropoda; Arachnida; Ixodida; Ixodidae
Product: regulator of G-protein signaling 7-like
Biological process (GO): G protein-coupled receptor signaling pathway; intracellular signal transduction; regulation of G protein-coupled receptor signaling pathway
Cellular component (GO): cytoplasm; neuron projection
Molecular function (GO): GTPase activator activity
Source: RefSeq, a predicted model, not a curated record